This is a messenger RNA of Zeugodacus cucurbitae (melon fly), 1392 nucleotides long. Its product is annotated as protein FAM185A. The record is from RefSeq and is a predicted model, not a curated record. The coding region runs from base 149 to 1279 and encodes 376 amino acids. Lineage: Eukaryota; Metazoa; Arthropoda; Insecta; Diptera; Tephritidae. The transcript has 3 exons.
GGUAACCAAAUUCUAGUUUCUAUUUUCUUUACCUAGUUAUUCUAAAUAUACUUCAUAUACAAACAUUUAUAUUAUUCUCAAAAAAGCAGCUGAAGUUAGAAAGUAACUUUAAAUAUAAAAAUAGAUAUUUUAUUGCGUCCAAUAGGAAAUGCUGUUGAUUCAUCGCCUGUCGCCGCUAAUGCGAUCUAAUCAACUCCGAUUGUAUGGCAAAAAAUACAUAAAACCAAAAAAGAUGAGUAAUAUGUUGGCAGGAAAUCCACCCAAUAAACAAGUGCAUCAGGAAACCAUGCGUUACAUUUAUCCAUUCGCACGAAUUAAUAUUCGCACCGACAUUUAUUUAAAAGUCAAGGCUGCCGACGUGCAUGAGUACCCUGAUGCAAAUGUUCUCAUCGCUGAACUGCAUGGAGGACACGCACGCAAUUGCCCUGUUAAUAUGCACGUAGAUGUGAGUGAAGAUGAAAGACUGGUAAAUAUUGUAAUAAAUAAAGAUGCAAAUGCUCUAGAUUUCCAUUGUAAUCUGGAAAUACCCAUACGAUCGGAUUUGCAUAUUGAGGCUAAUGAUAGCGUUACAGUGCGAAACAUAUUUAGCUCGGAAAUUAAUGUUCGAGCUCAAAAAAACAUAGAAACAAAGGAAAUACGUGCAGAUAAUCUAACUCUAGACAGUGCUGGUGGAAAUAUAUCUUGCAAAGGUAUGCUCUUGGGUAGAGUUACUGUUGUGGAGACAAAGGAUUUAGGAAAUAUUUCAUUAGACAAGCUGCAAGGCGAUCAGCUGACUUGUAAGACAGAUGCUGGUAACAUCACUACAAACUCCUGCUAUGUAGAAGAGUCGAAAUUUGUAACAAAUACAGGUUCUUUACAAUUAAAAAACGUACACAAAAGAACUGAAGUAGAUGUCCAAAAAAGUGGAGAACUAAAUAUGACUGGAGUUCAUGGUAAUCUCACGGUGCGUACUAACGGAGGAAAAUUAAAUCUGCAACUUUCCGAACUGGCUGGCGAAAACGUGGUAAAGGCAAAUGGUAUUGAGCAAGCUAUAAUUAACAUCUCAGAGUGCAUUGAAGAACAAUCCAACAUUGAGGUGACAUCCCGUGCCGUAGUGCUUGAUGGUUCACUUUCGCAUCUAGAGGAUUGUGUGAUUAAUAAUCAUACACUCUUUCGUAACUCAAAAUCUACGAAUGCAUCAAGUAAUUUGAUAGUACAUAGUAGUGGCGAAGUUAAACUUGGCAAAUUAUCUUGGAUGGACUCCCUACGUGAACAACUGGACAGAUCUGAACACAAGUAGACAGAAACUAAUCAAACUCAAAGCAGUAACAAUAUGAUACUCUAAAAUUGUUGUGAUUAAGUAACUGUAAUGUUGUUCAAUAAAUUAAUAACAUAUAGUACUGGCUUAAUAAA